This is a messenger RNA of Gracilinanus agilis (Agile Gracile Mouse Opossum), 4445 nucleotides long. It is a transcript of the gene JPH1, whose product is annotated as junctophilin 1. The record is from RefSeq and is a predicted model, not a curated record. The coding region runs from base 277 to 2256 and encodes 659 amino acids. Gene Ontology annotation, cellular component: junctional membrane complex; endoplasmic reticulum membrane; plasma membrane. NCBI's taxonomy places the organism in Eukaryota, Metazoa, Chordata, Mammalia, Didelphimorphia, Didelphidae. The transcript has 6 exons.
UUGGGAAGAGGAGGAGGAGGAGAAGGAGGAAGAGGAGGUGGCGGUGGCGGUGGCUACGCCCGCGGUGCCAGAGGCAGCAGGAGGAGGUGGUGGCGGGGAAACGUGGGAAGACUUGGGAGGACGGGGACAGCGUCGGACUGGGGACUGAAGAGGCGCGAGCUGCCCGGGGCGGUGUUGUCGGCUCGCCCACCCGCCCGGCCCCGGCGUACACCCUGCAGUGCCCCGUGCCCUCGGUGUUCGUGCCCCAGCGCGGAGCGCGCCCGGGCAACCCCCUGAAUGACGGGCGGAAGGUUCGACUUCGACGAUGGCGGCACCUACUGCGGCGGCUGGGAGGAGGGCAAGGCGCACGGGCACGGAAUCUGCACGGGGCCCAAGGGGCAGGGGGAGUACUCGGGCUCCUGGUCCCAUGGUUUCGAGGUGGUAGGUGGCUACACCUGGCCCAGCGGCAACACGUACCAGGGCUACUGGGCGCAGGGAAAGCGCCACGGGCUGGGCGUGGAGACGAAGGGCAAGUGGAUGUACCGGGGGGAGUGGUCGCACGGCUUCAAAGGGCGCUAUGGGGUCCGGCAGAGCCUUUGUACCCCCGCCCGCUACGAGGGCACCUGGAGUAACGGGCUGCAGGACGGGUACGGCGUGGAGACCUACGGCGACGGAGGUACUUAUCAGGGACAAUGGACUGGAGGGAUGCGGCAUGGAUAUGGUGUGCGCCAAAGUGUGCCCUAUGGCAUGGCUACUGUGAUCCGCUCACCCCUUCGAACAUCUCUGGCUUCUCUGCGCAGUGAACAGAGCAAUGGCAGUGUACUCCAUGACAUUACCUCUGAUAGCCCAGCUGGAACAAGAGGUGGGUUUGUCUUGAAUUUCCAUACUGAUGCCGAAUUAAUGACUAGUAAGAAAAAAGGAGGCUUAUUUAGAAGAGGAUCCCUCCUUGGUAGUAUGAAACUUAGAAAAUCUGAAUCCAAGUCAUCGAUCUCAAGUAAGCGUAGCUCUGUCCGCAGUGAUGCAGCUAUGAGCAGAAUUAGCUCCAGUGAUGCCAACUCAACAAUUAGUUUUGGAGACGGUGAUUGUGAUUAUUACCCAAUGGAAGACCACGUUGAUGCUACCACAACAGAAGCUUACAUGGGAGAAUGGAAGAAUGACAAACGAAAUGGUUUUGGCAUUAGUGAGCGCUCAAAUGGAAUGAAGUAUGAAGGAGAAUGGCUCAAUAACAAGAGGCAUGGGUAUGGAUGUACAGUGUUUCCUGAUGGCUCAAAAGAAGAGGGAAAAUACAAAAAUAAUGUUCUCGUCCGUGGAAUAAGGAAACAACUUAUACCAAUAAGAAACACAAAAACUAGGGAAAAGGUGGACCGAGCCAUAGAGGGUGCACAAAGGGCAGCUACUAUGGCAAGAACUAAAGUGGAAAUAGCAACUUCAAGGACUGCACAUGCAAGAGCUAAAGCGGAUGCUGCUGAUCAGGCUGCCCUUUCUGCCCGCCAAGAAUGUGACAUUGCCAGGGCUGUUGCAAGAGAGCUUUCACCAAAUUUCUAUCAACCAGGUCCUGAUUAUAUCAAACAGAGAUUUCAGGAAGGCAUAGAAACUAAAGAAAAUCCAGAAGAAAAAGUUCCAGAAAAGCCACCUUCACCAAAGGAAUCUCCUCAUUUUUAUAGGAAAGGCACAACUCCCCCCAGAUCUCCUGAGCCAAGUCCAAAAUCAAGCCACUCUCCUCAGCCUUCCUCCCCAGUGAAAAAGCAAAACCCUAGCUCAGGGGCAAGACUCAAUCAAGAAAACAAGAGUAUCACAGAUGAGCAUGUAACAGCAGUUGUCAACAAGCCCCUACUUUCAAAGGUACCCCCAAAGGAGGAGGUAACAGUAUUGCCUCAGUCCAAAUACUCUGGCCAACAAAAUACCUCCUUCCACCCUGGUAAUGGGGAGUUGCAUUCACAGUAUCAUGGCUAUUAUGUGAAACUGAAUGCACCAUUGCAACCAUCAGAAGACAAGGAGGAAGAUAAAAGUGUGAACCAGUCUUCUUUGGCACUGGUACCCAAGCAACCACAUCAGAAAUCAAGUCCCCCUAAAUCCACGACAAAACUAGCUGCCAAAGAAAGCAAACCUGAGCCAAAAGUGAAGAAGUCUGAACUUGCCACACCAAAGAAUCCAGCAAAUGAUUCAUAUUCUUCUUUAGGAAAAGAAGAUAAUUCGGGUCCUAAUUCAGUCAUGAUUGUCCUGGUCAUGCUGUUGAAUAUUGGGUUAGCCAUUCUUUUUGUUCACUUUCUAACUUGAUUGGAAUUAGGAAAGCAAAAGCCAAAACAAAACACAAAAUCUGCUGCUGCAGCCCCCAACCGGUGAAGUGCAUUGGCUACUCCAUCUGUCCUAGCAGAGUGUGACUAAACUGGAAAUGUAUGGAGCUGCACUUUUUGUUGAUGGAAGCUAACAGCUGCCUUACUGUUUUACCAUCUGACGUUUUUAGUAGGGAGCUGGGGAAACGACUGCCAGAGGAAUGCGGUCAGAGGAUACUGUUGCUGUGGAAGUGACUCCAACAUUCACUCCUUUCUCAUUAGAAGAAAUAGUUUAGCAGCAUCACUCACCAGUCUUAUGCCAUUAUUUGCUGCUUUUAAUUUCUCCUGUGGUGUUCUGGGAGACUCCAUUUUCUUUUGCUUGUGCAUGACUGUUCAUUUUGCUGUUGAUUUAAAUUUGAUGUAUAGCCACGAUAUUUCAUGGUGUGAAGUCCUGGUUAGUGAAAAUGUACUUACUUGUUGCAUCUCAAGGUAAAUGCAAAAGAGAAAUCUAGCAUAACGUGUAUUUUGAUAGGAAGGUAGAGCUCUUCAUAACAUUCAUUUUCCUAAGCUGGUAAAACUCUGUUUCUCCUUCAUGUUGAUUGAGCAGAGUCUGGAGGCACUGUGGAUGCCUUCCUGAGCAGUCCCUAGGUUUUACAUGCUUAUGUCAGCACCACACUGAAUUUCUUAUGGAACAUGGAGGCUCUUUGUGGGGAUAUCCUUAAGUGGAGAGCUAGACUGCAAAAGGAUUCUGAGAAAUAGAAUCAAGGCUUUGCAUGGUUUGAGGAUUUGUUGUUGGGUUUGUUUUUUAAUGCCUUCCUGUUAAUAGUAGUAAUAAGUGUUCAGAGGAUUCAGUUUCAUCACUGACAUCCCCUAUAAGUGAAUAAUCUUGUCAGAGGCCAGUUCCAAUGAAAGUGAAGCUAAGAUGCUAAUAAAACUAUUAUUCAUGGGGGAAAGACUAAUUUUGUGUUGAAUACAUUCAGGUAGAGCAUAUAAAUUUGUUUUUAAAAUCAGUGCUUAUCAAGUUUAUGCCUUUUUUUGUUGUUUUUUUAAAGACCAUAUAUAAUUUUGUUUCAAGUUUAAAAGCCGUAGAAAUUUUCAUUUGGGGUAUUUGUUUUUUUGCAGUCUUUAUUAUUAUAUGAGCUACAUUUAUUUUGUGCUGUUAAACUGUAAUUACUAUAUCCUUUAUUACUUAAAAGCAUGCAUAUUGACUUACAGAAACUAUGUAUGGUAGGAUGCUUGUCCUCAAAGGAAACAUUUUUGUUCUUUAGAAAAUAAUUUGGAGGAAGAAAGAGACUCCUUUGCCUUUUUUUCAAAUAUUUCAUCCUUGGCAGUUUGGGAAACUUUUUGCAAACCCUCUUCAUUUUGUGCAUGAUAUGACAAGAAUUAUUUCCAACUUGUACACUGUCUUUUCAGGGCAGCCCUUUACAGUAACAUAGGUGAGGACUUAAUGCUUUGUCUCCUGAGCCAGCUAACUGCAGGGUAGUAACCCCGUGGUGUUUUUUGCAGAAGUAUGUUGAGAAUCCUGUGUGUGACCAGUAUGGAAUCAAGAAGAAAGCAGAAAGAGCAAAUGAAAAUUGCAACAUGUGUAUUUAUUUUUUUAAAAAAUCAUACUUUUACUUUGAUAUUUAGGAAGCAACAUUUUUAAAUGAAAAACAAGUAAUGUUUGUCUCUAUAUAAACCUUGGUAUUAGAGGUCAUUGCUCCUUCCUGUCCCACUCCAUGUCUCCUUACUGGGAAAAUGAUUUUUUAACUGAAAUAUUUAAUUCGUAUUAAAUGUUUAUUUAAAGUACCUAUGCUUUGAAAAUUAUGAGUAAUGGAUAACUUCAGAAAAUGUUUAUAAAGUAAGCAUGGUGGUUCCAUUUAUAAAUAUAUGUAUGAUUUCUAAGCUUUUUUAAAAACAAAGCUCAAACAGAAAUUGUCGGUAUUUUUCUAAAAUGUGCACAAGCUGUAUUUUACAUGAAAGGCUAUUUAUAAUGGGUUGUUAUACUGUACACUACAUUUUGGACAGCACAUGAAGUCUGCCAAUGUACUUAAUAUGUCACUUUGUUUAUUUAAAGUUUCUUGCUGUGAAAGAACUCUUUACCUAUGAGUUCCUUUAUUUAUAGUCCUUGACCCCAAAAUGUAUAAUGUACAGUUUUCACAACUGUAUUUACUCUAAUAAAAAAGUUGGUUAUUAAUAAAGUUGUAGAUGGAU